AUGCGCAUUUAAGUGACGGCACUGCAGAACUCUAUCGAUUUUUGAUGUGUGAAGGACUGGUUGUUCUUCCUUCAAGUUUUGUCGGGUGUUCGGUCUAGUUGGUGUCUAAUUCAACAUAUUUGAAUGGGAUUAUUCCGUGCAGAUACUCUUUUAAGUGGUGUGUGAUUAAAACUAAGUGGUCAAGAUGACAAAGGAUAGAUUAGCAGCACUCGUUGCAGCCCAAAGUGACGAUGACGAUGUCGGCCCUGACGACGUUGCUGUUAACGUCGAAGGCAGAGAUGGAUUUAUGGAUGCAUUUUUCCAAGAGGUGGAGGAAAUUCGGGACAUGAUAGACAAGAUACAAGCCAACGUUGAAGAGGUGAAGAAAAAGCAUAGUGCCAUCCUGUCGGCACCACAGAGCGAUGAGAGUGAGUACCUACUUCUAUAUGUGCAUUUAUUUGUUAAGGUUAUAUAUGCGUAA
Messenger RNA from Acanthoscelides obtectus, 460 nucleotides. Lineage: Eukaryota; Metazoa; Arthropoda; Insecta; Coleoptera; Chrysomelidae. The record is from the annotation of a GenBank genome assembly.